AUGAAGAAGCAUGUAGUAGUUAAUGUUAAAGAAAAAGCACGGGAAGUCUUCAACAGGCGUAAACAGAGGAGGUUAGAAGUGUUGAAGGGGGAACGAGAACAAAUGGAAAGAGGACAACAAAUCAGGAGGGAGAAGGAGGAAAGACUGCUGGAGAUGGAAAGAAAACAGGAGAGGGCAAGACGACAAGAGGAGCAGGAUAAAAAACGAGAGAUUGAAAUUGCUAGACAGAAAGAAAGGUUCAGACUAAGAGAGGAGGAGAGGCAGAGAGAGGAGGAGAGAGAGGAGGAGAGAGAGGAGGAGAAGAACCCUGAAGAGGAGGAGGAGAAUGAAGAUGACAAGGAGGAUCUUGUCCCAGCCGAUAAAAGUAUCCGAAGGAGAGCUGUGGGCUGGGUGAAUAAGAAGUGGGAGAAGAGGAACCUCAGAAAGAUAGAGAGAACAUAUCAGAGAGAGAAGGAGGAGGGCCAUAAGAUCAUCAACGUUGGUAAGACCUGUUUUCCCUCUGCUUAUGACAUCAUCAUCAUCAUCAUCUUUAGUCUCUUCUACACACACAUAAGUUCCACACCAGUCAUCAUGUUGCAUCAUUGUUUCAAUAUAAACUACUGACCCAAAAUGGACAAGCUGAUCUUGUAUCAACUUAAAUGUAAUGUACACAGGGAAUGUAGAAUUGAAAACCCAACUGGAUCUCAAUGACCCUGGUAAAAAGUAGUGCACCAUUGCCUUUUGGGGGCCCUAAGCAACAUUUUGUUUAGGUUUUUGAGUACAUUUCCUCCAAAUAUACACUUUGCAAUGGGAAGAGAAAAUAUUGCAGUUUUUAAACAAGUUUGUUGCAAUUCUACCAUGGGGUGGAGAGAAGAUUUUACAAUUAUAGAAAACAUUUCAUGCAAUUUUACACAUUUUGCCAUGGGGUGGAGAGAAGAAUUUGCAGUUUUAAAGAUAAUUUCCUGCAGUUCUAAACAUUUUGCCAUGGGGUUGAGUGAAAACUGCAGUUUGAAAGCUAAUUUCCUUAAAUUCUACACAUUUUGCCAUGGGGUUGAAAGAAAAUGUUGCAGUUUUAAAGCUAAUUACUGGUAGUUCUGCACAUUUUGCCAUGGGAUGGAGAUAAAUGUUUUCAGUUUUGAAGCUAAUUUCCUGCAAUUCUACACAUUUUGCCAUGACUAAUGCCAUGUUAAGAUGAUAUCUGAAUGAGAGUGACUAACAAAAUCAAUGGGGGCUCACUGCAGGUCAAGGCCCCUGGGCACGUGCCCUUCGUGCCUGGUCCGUAAUUCGAUCAUGAUUACUACAAGUUAGCUGGCUAGACUAACUUACCAAUCUAAAAUAUGUUAGCUAACAUGGCUAAUUGAGUGACUGACUGACAUACAAGAAAAAUACUGCUGAUUUAACAACCAAGUUUAGAAAUUGUACCUGGUGUCAUUUACUAUUCUAACUCUCAAGAGUUAUUUGAGACCCCGAAAGAGUUCCUAAAAAAGACAAAAAAAAAUAUGUAAAUGACUUGCUUUGACGGGGGGGGGGGGGGGGGGGGGGGGGGGUCUAGUGGCCAUGGGGCCCUAAGCGAUCGUAUAUGCCUAGGGCCGGCCCUGGCACUAUAUAAGGAAUAGGUGCCAUUUGGGACUCAUGUUAAACUUAGGGUCAGGUCAAUUCAGGACGGGAAUUAUUGCACUUUAUUGACAAAUACCAUGCCUUGCUCAAUUGAAAUGAGUAUAGAAUCAUUGAGAUCCAAUUGGGGGUUCUGUUCUUAAUUCCCUGUGUCCAUUGCAUAUAAGUUGAUACCUGAUCCCCUAAGUUGAAUGUGAACUCUGCUUCUUCUCCCCUCCCAGUCAUCCCUGGACACAUAGUGAUAACAACCCACAUCACCCGGGCCGAGAGAGAGAGGGAGAAGAGGAAGGAGCUCCUGAAGGAUGAGGAGAUAAGGAAGAAGCUGGAGGAUUAUAAUAAGCAGUGGAGAGCCCAGUCCCUGCUUAGAAAACAACAUAAACGUGAAGAGGAGAGGGAGAGGAUGAAGGAACAGUCCCUAAAUGAAAAGCAGGAGAAAUGGCUGGAGCAGAUGAAUCUGGAUGAUGCUCAAAUCAAGAAGUGCAGCACCCAGUACAUCACCCGCUGUCCAACCAAGAGCUUAAGCCAAGAGCCCAUUGGAUCUGGAGAAGGCCAGCAGGAGAGGCCAAGGAGGCAACAGGCAUGGGCAGAGAACCAGCAGGGGGGGCCAGAGAACCAGCAGGGGGGGGCCAGAGAGCCAGCAGUUAAAGGCUCAAGAAGAGGCUGA
Molecule: messenger RNA, 2257 nt
Organism: Coregonus sp. 'balchen'
Lineage: Eukaryota; Metazoa; Chordata; Actinopteri; Salmoniformes; Salmonidae
Source: the annotation of a GenBank genome assembly